AUGGCUGGAAACCAACGUUCUGAGAAUGAGCCUUAUCGUACCUCUACCAUUUCCCAAGCAGCACGUGAGCUAGAAAUAGCUCAGCUGCUAGCUGGGCUGGCCAACAAUGACAACCAGGAAGCUCACAACAAUGGAUUGCCGAUACCCGGAGAUCUACGUGGAAGGUUGAACAUUUGGAAGGAUUCCGAUAGUGCAUGCCACAGGUACCACUGGGAACAUGUCAUCCUCGACGAGUGUCAAAACGUGAAAUGCAUUCGGACGCCACAGCACCAAAGCAUUGCGCAGCUUGCGCGAAACUCCUUGAUUGGUCUGACAACAACGCCUAUGUGGAACACAAUUGAGGAUUUCUUUGGUUAUCUCAGCCUUCUGGCUGGAGGACUCAAGGAGGAUAAGGAAGAUGACGUACCUUCCCUUCCACGCCCUGAAGGUGUUACAUGUGACAACCUCCGUGACCUGUAUACGGCAUGGUCAAAGGUUAAGGUCCUUCCUGAAGAUUUUGACUCUAUCCCUUAUGCAUUGCUGAAUCCUGCUAUGCUAGCUCGGUUGGCCCCGGGUGGACAAAUCAGCCCAGCUCUGGGUCAAGCUAUUUUCCCGUUCCUUCUCCGAGCAUCUACCAUGAUACGAUCUUUGGGGGAUAGGAUUGAUGGGGUUAAUGGCCAGGAUAUUGUUAUGGGCGCCCAGAUUCCACCCAUCAGGGUUAUGACGAACGAACUCCGGUACUCUCCCUCUGAACAGGACUACCAUGACAAGCAUUACAGAGCCCUGGUGGGGUUGCUAGAAAAUCAUUCUCCCCGUGGCGAAAAGGAGGGUGAGCCCGAGAGCCCUAUUUCCAUCGAGACCACAAGCGAAAGUAACAGCGACGAGGAUUCCGAUACCGGUUCUGACGGCAAAUCUGAUAGUAGUCCGAACAGUGAAUCUGACAGCAGUUCCGAGAGUGAAUCUGACAGGGAAGUUAUUCAAACAGGAGAGGUCAUGGUUGACCGCGAGUAUUUCGAAAUCUUCCAACGACUCUGCCUGUUAGGGUUCAACCCCCUCCUAGAUGACUUUCUCCGCAUUGUCGGCAGCCAUAAUACUCUCAGCGACGCAAUUACGCGGUUUAUCAGUGCACCAAAUCAUGGAUUUACGUUGUUCUGGGGUGUCACAUGCCCUAGCUUUUCGAAUCCGCGACCUCUAGAUGCAUUCCAACAGGUGAAAUACCUCAUUGCGCAGAGUCCACGCCUCGUACAGUUACUGCGAAUUAUGGACAUGGAAGGUGCAUUCAGGGAGCCCAGUGAGUCAGAAGCUCCGAAGCCUCGAUUUUUGCUACUAUCACACUGGCCUCUUGUCUGCUGGUUAGUGGAGAUGGUGCUCCGCCGCAUUGGGAUCCGAUCAGUGCUUAUAACCACCGCAAGCUCCCCAGAGGAGCGAGCGGCAGCAGUCGGCGAAUUCACAAACCCAGAUUCAGACUGCCAGGUCCUGAACACGACCUACAAUUGCGGAGGUACAGGUUUGGAUCUCCAUAGGUGCUGCCACAUCGUGAUCCUGAUUGAACAGGCACCGAAUCUCAAUUUGGAGACUCAUGCCAUUGGCCGGAUUCACCGAAUCAGGCAGACUCUCCCGCAAAGAGCAUAUCGCCUAUUUCAGGAACAUACGAUCAAUCGCUACAUCGCCGGAAACAACAUCUCCAAGAUGAUCCCCAAACUCGCCGCCCAAUACCCGGACUAUCUUAGCGAAGAGCUCGAUCGACGUAUGGCCGUCAAGGGGAAUUCCGGAGAUGAUGAUGACACUCGGUCUCGGGAAAACAAACUCUCGGAGAUCUGCGAGGAUCAUAUCCGUGACCUACUCGGUGUGGCUGAUGACCACCCGUAUUUCGUGGAACUUCUUAACAAGAAUACGCUCGGAAUACAGGUUGUUAACGGCCAGGCAGUGUCUAAUCGAGUCUCACAGCUGGCACGCACUACGUCGGAUGCCCCCAUUCCGCAGCCCCAGCGCCUUCCAUAA
Molecule: messenger RNA, 1980 nt
Organism: Penicillium cataractarum
Lineage: Eukaryota; Fungi; Ascomycota; Eurotiomycetes; Eurotiales; Aspergillaceae
Product: C-terminal helicase domain-containing protein
Exons: 1
Coding region: 1-1980 (659 amino acids)
Molecular function (GO): ATP-dependent chromatin remodeler activity; ATP binding
Source: RefSeq, a predicted model, not a curated record